UUAUUGUUUGGUUUUGUUUGGGCCCCCUUUGUUAUGUUGGUUGGGGGGAAAAACGCGCAACGUGGACGUGGACUAGAACAGAGCAGCACAGAGCAUAGCUCCCGGCGCACCGCACACCUGUGCCCACCCCCUCCCGAAGAUACGAAAAACACCUGUAACCCCCCGCCCGCCCACCGACGCAACGCCACCAACGAGUGUUCUUCACUUCGUUUCAGUUCUGGAGAGGGUUUUUUCAAGAUAGCAUCUGGUUGAUCGCGAUCUGAUGAUCUGGCAAAUGCGCACAAAUAUACACAACACACACACAUAGCGCGUCUAUAGGAAUCCGGCGAUCCAUGAGCGAGGCGAAGAUGAACGGACGCUCCAUACGCAUCAACCGGCUGCCCGCCACCAUUGUGGCCAUCCUGCUGACCAUCGUCCUGGUCUAUUUCCUCAAUUUCCACCAGGAGGAACGGCCGGCGAUCUAUGGCCUGCUGCGCAGCGAGAAUCCCAAUCGGGUUAAUCUUCGCAAAAUGCUGAUCGCAGCCAUUCAGGCUGCCCAGCGUGGCGGCCUGGAGGUCCUCGAUGUGGCCCGUAGUCGCAAGCUGAAGGAGCGCAGCAAGGGCAAGACGGACGAGGGCGUCAAUGACCCCUUCACGGACGCCGAUGGCCGUUCGCAUUGUGUGAUGAAGCAGGGCCUACAGCGCAUCUUUCCCCGCGUACAAAUCUUCUCCGAGGAGGACAAGGAGCACUGCAAGCAGGCGCACAGCUACGAUCUGGAUCCCACGGUGCUCCACGAAACCGCACAGAUCCCGGAUGUAGCUGUGAAUGCGCAGGAUGUCACCGUCUGGGUGGAUCCCCUCGAUGCCACCAAGGAGUUCACCGAGGAGCUGUACGAGUAUGUGACCACCAUGGUGUGCGUGGCGGUGGCCGGCAGACCCAUCAUCGGCGUGAUCCACAGCCCCUUCAAUGGCCAAACGGCCUGGGCCUGGGUGGGCAACUCGAUGUCGGAGUAUCUGGCCAGUCUGCAUCCGCAGCAUGCUCCGGACAACCAGGCGCCCAUUAUCACAGUCUCACGUUCGCACACGGCGGGUGCCAAGGAUUUGGCCCGUGGCAUCUUUGGCGAGGAUGUCAACCUGCUGACGGCGGCGGGUGCGGGCUACAAGGUGCUCCAAGUGGUGGCCAACAAUGCCACUGCCUAUCUGCACACCUCCAAGAUCAAGAAGUGGGACAUUUGCGCGGGGGAUGCCAUACUGAAUGCCCUGGGCGGCACAAUGACCACGCUGAAUGAUCAGUUGAUCAACUACGGCCCAGAGGAAUCGCCCGUGAAUACGGAGGGUCUGCUGGCCACCUUGGAGCGGCAUGCCGAGUACAUGGACAAGUUGUCCAAGUACAGGGCGGCGCACAAUGGCAAGCUGGCGUAGGGGUUAGCCAGCUCCAGCACUUGGACCCUCUAUUCCCCUCUCCACUGAUCAUCGUUUAGGCAACAUUCAAAAAUAGCUCUAAGUUCUAAAGAUGGAAACCUGUUUUUCGUAAUCUCGAUAUCUGUUUGUGCGUGUGCUUCUUUUUUUUGCAUAAUUACGUUGGUUGUGCGGCGGCGCGGCGGGGUCAUGAACCCGGACCGAACCAAGCCGCCCAGUUGGCUCAAAAUAAACUAAUUUUAAAUUGUAA
This is a messenger RNA of Drosophila subpulchrella, 1647 nucleotides long. RefSeq names its product putative inositol monophosphatase 3. Gene Ontology annotation, molecular function: 3'-nucleotidase activity. Gene Ontology annotation, biological process: phosphatidylinositol phosphate biosynthetic process. Gene Ontology annotation, cellular component: endomembrane system. NCBI's taxonomy places the organism in Eukaryota, Metazoa, Arthropoda, Insecta, Diptera, Drosophilidae. The coding region runs from base 333 to 1400 and encodes 355 amino acids. The transcript is spliced from 2 exons. The record is from RefSeq and is a predicted model, not a curated record.